GGAAAUAAAACAGCACAAGAGAAACCGAAAAAAAAAAAAAAAGAGAGUAAACAUGUCUUCAGAUCACUUACCUUCUUCAUCUCAAGUCUUCCAAGAACAUUUCAUCUCGAGAAAAUUGCUUCAGCAACUCCCAUUUAGUCACACCAUACAACAGCAACAAGCUCAUGCACCUGAAAAGAACAACUUGAGCGGCAACGUUCUCCUUCUUCUCUCAGUCCUUGUGUGCGGUAUCAUCUGCUCACUUGGGUUGCAUUACGUAAUCCGGUGCGUGUUCAGACGUCACUCGAGCUUCAUGAUCUCUGAACCCAUCUCAAGCCCGUCCACACUAGCAGCAAACAAAGGCAUCAAGAAGAAAGCUCUCAAGAUGUUCCCAGUAGUGAAAUACUCACGUGAGAUGAACCUCUCAGGGCUCGGCGAGGAUUGUGUUAUUUGUUUGUCUGAUUUCGUAGCUGGUGAACAGAUACGGCUGCUUCCUAAGUGCAACCACGGGUUCCACGUUCGUUGUAUCGACAAGUGGCUUACGCAACAUAUCACUUGUCCGAAAUGUAGACACUGUCUGGUUGAGACAUGCCAAAAGAUCUUAGGCGACUGCGAUGAAGCUCUUCAGGUUCCAGCAAGGGAAAGCAUAGAUAUCAGAAUUGCUCCUCUAGAACGUGAAGCAAGAGUAAACACUUUUAGAGAAAGCAGAUAAAUAUAUGCCAAGAAACAAUUAGAUUUCAAGAAUUUGGUUCUUAUUUUUUAGAUUUGAACAUAGUUUAUGUUUCUAGCCAUAAGAUUCAAAAUCAAAUACAAAAGCUUUUACUUUUC
This is a messenger RNA of Brassica oleracea var. oleracea, 807 nucleotides long. RefSeq names its product RING-H2 finger protein ATL77. The transcript has a single exon. Bases 53 to 691 code for a protein of 212 amino acids. NCBI's taxonomy places the organism in Eukaryota, Viridiplantae, Streptophyta, Magnoliopsida, Brassicales, Brassicaceae. The record is from RefSeq and is a predicted model, not a curated record. Gene Ontology annotation, biological process: protein ubiquitination. Gene Ontology annotation, molecular function: transferase activity.